Molecule: messenger RNA, 1217 nt
Organism: Drosophila rhopaloa
Lineage: Eukaryota; Metazoa; Arthropoda; Insecta; Diptera; Drosophilidae
Product: nucleosome assembly protein 1-like 1-A
Exons: 2
Coding region: 51-1082 (343 amino acids)
Biological process (GO): nucleosome assembly
Cellular component (GO): chromatin; nucleus
Molecular function (GO): chromatin binding; histone binding
Source: RefSeq, a predicted model, not a curated record
UUUUGAAUUGAGACGACCUAGUCAAUUGAGAAAAUAAAAUUCUAUUCACAAUGAGUUCUCCGGCAAAAGAUAAAGUAGAUACCAAAAUCGGCUGUGGCAGUGCACUAGGUGACAUGCGACCUGAAGAGUGGCGUCAGUACGUGCAGUUAAUGGUGGAGGCGCUACCAACUCCGAUUCAGAAUAGAGUUGUUGUUCUGAAGAACAUGCAAUUGGAGAAUAUCAAACUGGAGAAGGAGUUCUUCGAUGAGGUGUACGAUCUGGAGCACCGCUACCACAAGAAGUACGAAGAGCUAUUCGCCAAGCGAAGGGACAUAGUCGAGGGUAAGAUGGAGCCGCCCGGUGAGCAGAAGCCCAACUUCAAGGAUGUGAAACCAUUGGCCGGUCAUGCUGGAGUCGAAUUCCGUCGCAAAUUGAAGGAUUACAAAUGCGAAUUGACCGAUGCAAAGGGCAUUCCCGAUUUCUGGCUAACUGUGUUCCGCAACACACUAAUCAACGAAAUGAUUCAGCCGCAAGAUGAGCCAGCAUUGCGUCAUUUAAUCGAUGUGUCAGUUGCAUUUGACGUUGGGCACGCGUUCACUUUGGAGUUUCAUUUCGGCCCCAAUGAAUUCUUUACCAAUUCGAUCCUAAGGAAGAAGUACUUCUUGCGGUCAUCUAUUGACCAAAAUGAUCCGUUCGCCUUUAAAGGACCCGAGGUGAAAUUCUGCCAGGGCUGCACCAUUUACUGGGAGGACACAAUGGAUCUCACGGUCAUGACAUACAACGCAAAAGAAAAGGACAAGUUCGGCGUCAAACGCACCGUUGUCAAGAAGGAUUGGAUAGACUCCUUCUUCAACUUCUUCAAUCCACCCGAUUUAUCAGACUAUGAAAAUAACGAUGAGCAGUCAGCUGAGGCCGAACGGAUCCUUCAAGCCGACUACAAAAUUGGCCACUUCUUGCGGGUCAGGGUUAUUCCCAAGGCCGUUCUCUACUUCACUGGCGACAUUGUGGACUAUGUGGAGGGGGCAACCCCUGAAGAACCUCCAAAGGAUGUGGACCAGCCUGGCGAUAAGGUUUCAGUAGGCAAUCAGUGUGAUUCAGAAUAAUCUUUACUUUAAUUGCAAUUCAAAAUAUAUAUACAACAAAAACUAAACAAAAACCUGUAGAUACAAGCCACAUGGUAAAACACAAGAUCAUAAUAAAAACCGUUUUCAUUGCAAUGAUUAGCAUCGUAAAACAUA